Messenger RNA from Dothidotthia symphoricarpi CBS 119687, 499 nucleotides. RefSeq lists its product as uncharacterized. Lineage: Eukaryota; Fungi; Ascomycota; Dothideomycetes; Pleosporales; Dothidotthiaceae. Bases 103 to 408 code for a protein of 101 amino acids. The transcript has a single exon. The record is from RefSeq and is a predicted model, not a curated record.
GCUGAAUUCAGUUAGAAGAGAUGUUGUCAAAGCCAUGCAAGCCCAUUAUAACUCUUACAGCACAAUUAUCGCAUUUCCCCCAACCACACACAUCAUUACCCUAUGCAGCUCUCCAACGCACAUGUCCUACCGUUCAAGUCCUCUAAUAACCCCUCUCAUCUCUCCUCUCAUCAAACCCAUCUUUUCUUUUUACACCUCGCUAGACUUUUGUUUUUUCCAUUAUCAUCCGGUCCAUCCUUCUUGAUUUUCAAUUACUAUUUUCUCCAUCACCGUUUUCGUCCUCAUCAUCUUCUCUGUCAUCUUUUUCUCUGUCACCUUUUCUCUAUCGCCUUUUUUCAUAUGCUUGUUCCUUUCGUUCUUUUGAAUCCUUCCGCUGUUCUUUUUGAAUUCUCCACAGCGGUUCGAUGAUGCGAUAAUUGAGUUGCAGCAGAGGCGCAUAUUCUCUCACAUGUAUAGUGGCUGAGACAUAGUCCUGAGGUACCAUUAUUGAUGUUGAUGA